Molecule: messenger RNA, 1851 nt
Organism: Phyllopteryx taeniolatus (common seadragon)
Lineage: Eukaryota; Metazoa; Chordata; Actinopteri; Syngnathiformes; Syngnathidae
Gene: wnt16
Product: wingless-type MMTV integration site family, member 16
Exons: 3
Coding region: 582-1814 (410 amino acids)
Biological process (GO): neuron differentiation; multicellular organism development; canonical Wnt signaling pathway
Cellular component (GO): extracellular region
Molecular function (GO): frizzled binding; cytokine activity
Source: RefSeq, a predicted model, not a curated record
GACGCGAUGGAGAUCCGUCUGCGGGCGAACUGGAAGCCGGUGCCGGUGCCGGUGCGACGCGUGUGCACGCUGACGGUGCUGCUGUGCGUGUGCCCGCCGUGCUGCCAGGCCAGCUGGAUGUGAGUAACCGCGUGCGCUCGCAUUUCUGACAACUCGAAGCUGUCAAUGUUUCCCCCUCGGCGACCAUUUUUUUUUUGUCAUGAAGAAAAUAAGUGCAUUUGAAAAGGGUUACCGGCACUUUAUAGUUCAGCUUUAAAACGAGCUACAAACCGGAUUUGUAUGGCUUGGAUUGUUUUUGCUUCCAAACUAGAAACGCUGGGAAAGGAAACUGCCGAAGCAGCGAUUCCCAAAUAAACACGCAGGAAUAAAAUAGGAAGAUUUGAAGAGAUUCAUGCGAAAGAAGAAUUGGGUGUCGCAUGUGGAUCCAAGUCCAAAGUAGUCGAAUUGCGCUACUUUUCAGAACGCGGGAUGGAACGCAUUUGGAAAGUUCCGAAGUGGACGGCCAAUGAUGGUCUCGAGCGCCGGUAUUGAGAGAAAAAAGAAGGUUUGUUCGCUUCAAUCGUACUUUUGAAAAUUGAUGCAUGCAAAUCAUAGCGACGAUGAGAUUUCAACAUUUCAAGUGGAAUUUCCGCGACUUGAAUUAUUUAUGGUGGCGAAGCGGCGUCAAGACUGCGAAGGAUAUCGAACGGAAUGGUUGCGCGACGGCUCCAGAGUCUUUUUCUCACCUUGGAAAUGCCGCGGCUCUUGGGGGCGUUCCCGGGGACGUCGAGAGGUUCGGGCGUGUCUACUUUCCGUCGCGAGGUCGCCAAGUAAAAUGUCGUUGCGCGCCCGCCUCUUGUCGAUGGUGUCGUUGUGCGUCUGCCCGGAGGCUCCUGGACGACGGCGGCGGCUGCCGGUCGCUCCCGCUGAGCGCCGAGCAGCGGGACGUUUGCCGCCAGCGAAGCUUCCUGGCGCCCAGCAUCCGGGACGCGGCCCGGAUGGCCGUCAGCGAGUGCCAGAACCAGUUCCGGCACGAGCGGUGGAACUGCUCCACCGGCCGCCACCCGUCCGUCUUCGGCCACGAGCUGACCAGCGGAACCAAAGAAACGGCCUUCGUGUACGCGGUGAUGGCGGCCGGUCUGGUGCACGCCGUCACCCGCUUCUGCAGCCGCGGCAACGUCAGCGAGUGCGGCUGCGACGCCCGCCUCCAGGGGGCGGCGGCGGCGGCGGCGGGGCCGGGGGAGUCCUGGCACUGGGGGGGCUGCUCGGACCACGUCCAGUACGGGACCCGGUUCAGCCGCCGCUUCCUCACGCGCGGCGCCGUCAACGUCUCGGAGGGAACGCGCGCGCAGGCCCUCGUCCGGAUGAACGCGCACAACAGCGAGGCCGGCAGGCAGGCGGUGGCGACGACGAUGUCCACGGACUGCCGCUGCCACGGCGUUUCGGGCUCGUGCGCCGUCAAGACGUGCUGGCGCACCGUGGCGCCGUUCGGGCGCGUGGGCGCCUACCUGAAGGAGCGCUACGAGCGCAGCGUGCGCCUCAAGAGGAAGCGCCACGGAGGGCGCCCCCCGCUGGACAAGCACCAGCUGGUCUUCGUCGACAAGUCGCCCAACUACUGCGUGGAGGACCGGCGCGGCGGCGUGCUGGGCACCAGGGGGCGCCGCUGCAACCGCACCUCCGGGGGCCCCGACGGCUGCGAGCUGCUGUGCUGCGGGCGCGGCUACAACACGCGCGUGGAGCGCCACGUGCACAGGUGCGCCUGCAAGUUCGUGUGGUGCUGCUACGUCCGCUGCGGCCGCUGCGAGAGCAUGAGCGACGCGCACGCCUGCAAGUGAAAGCUUCCACAAAUAAAUCUUCCACAUUUGACCAACA